AUGGCCUGUUGGGCGUGCUUGGUGCGAGAAACAUCUGCGGGGUUUGACGAGACGUUCGUCGCCCAACUGCACAUCUUCCCACCCGAGGAAAAUGCCGACAAGAUGUCGGUAGGGCUGCUCACAACCGGUGCGAUGUCCCGCUUCUCCGACGGCUCAUCGUCGGACAGGCACCACCAUGAUUUGAAUAUUGCAUGUCCACUUGUCAAGGCCGCCGAGCUGCGUCGUCAUCUCGUCAGUCAGCGCACAAGUGUCGCUGUGCCACCAUGCCCGCUCAUCAUGUCAGGCCCCAACGCACUGCUACUGGGAAGGACACAAUCCACCACAAUCAUCUCGCAGAACGCAUUCAGUUAUUCAAACGGAAAGAGAACAAUCAACAUGGCCAUCGGACCCAUCAAAGCAUACUUUCUAGCCGUGAUCGGCAUGACCCUCUCCAACAUGGCCGAGACGUUGGAGCCCGCCUGCGGUGCCUGUCUCGGUGUCGCAGCCGCCGAGGCCCGAGUCCCGAGCAUGAACCAGAUGCCCAUCAAGGGCGACGCCGCGCAUCAGCAAGACGAAGCUGAAGAGCCGAUGCACAAGCCUCGCGACGACCACCAGCAGCAGCCUCUGUACACAACAGAAAACGCCGGCCGGCGAGCGGGAGCCGGCCGACAAGACCGUCGGUCGCGGCAGCAUGCAUCACCUCCGCAUGAGGGCCGAAAAGGUGGCCUGCGAGGCCGAGUCGCAGUGGGCUCGGCUGCUGCGCGAUGUGUGCUCUUCUGCUCCGCGAUCUGUCGAGCAUGUUCUGCCCUCUCCUGCCCUCCAAGGCUUUUGUGUGGACGAUCGGAAUACUCUACCUCAUCGCGCGAACGCCCGAGGCCAUCGUCAUGUUUCUGUCGUACCUAG
Messenger RNA from Verticillium alfalfae VaMs.102, 882 nucleotides. RefSeq lists its product with no specific name. Lineage: Eukaryota; Fungi; Ascomycota; Sordariomycetes; Glomerellales; Plectosphaerellaceae. The coding region runs from base 1 to 882 and encodes 293 amino acids. The record is from RefSeq and is a predicted model, not a curated record. The transcript has 3 exons.